Volvox carteri f. nagariensis is the source of this 675-nucleotide messenger RNA. RefSeq lists its product as uncharacterized. The annotation marks the transcript as partial. Gene Ontology annotation, molecular function: RNA binding. The record is from RefSeq and is a predicted model, not a curated record. Lineage: Eukaryota; Viridiplantae; Chlorophyta; Chlorophyceae; Chlamydomonadales; Volvocaceae. The transcript has 3 exons. Gene Ontology annotation, biological process: U4 snRNA 3'-end processing; nuclear polyadenylation-dependent rRNA catabolic process; poly(A)-dependent snoRNA 3'-end processing. Gene Ontology annotation, cellular component: nuclear exosome (RNase complex); cytoplasmic exosome (RNase complex).
CAGGUAGUAGGCCCUGGCGACAAGAUACUAGAAGUUCCAUCUCAGGGCACGCUCCGCCUGUCAGCUGGCCUUACGACGCAUGAAGGUGCCGUGGUUUCUACCAAGGGUGGUAUCCUAAAAGCAACACGGACAGGUCAACUUUACCUGGAAGGCCGGCAGAAACGGUACAUACCCGUGGAGGGAGACGUGGUGGUCGGGGUAAUAGUUGACAAGCACUCCGAGAACUUUACAGUCGAUAUUGGCGGUCCAUUCAACGCCGUCUUGCCGCAGCUCUCCUUCGAGGGCGCCACCCGCCGUAACCGACCAAACAUCCACCCUGGCGACCUGGUAUACGCACGCGUCGUCCAGGCGCACCGCGACACGGACCCGGUGCUUUCAUGUGUGGAUGCUGCGGGCCGUGCGGCCGGCUUCGGCCACCUAAAGGGCGGCAUGGUGCUCUCCAUCUCCUCAGCCCUGGCACGACAGCUGCUGGGAAGCCCCACGGCACCGGUGCUGGAGGCGUUAGGCUCGGGGCUGCAGUUUGAGAUGGCGGUUGGUCUGAAUGGGCGGGUGUGGUUGACAGCAGGCACAGCCGCGACAUGCGUGCUGGUGGCCAAUGCGAUCUCGGAGAGCGAGUUCAAGACGCCGCAGCAGGUGCGGACCAUGGUUGCUCGGCUGCUUAGCCGGAUUGGGUGA